UCUCGCUCUCUGAAUUCCUAAGGGAUUUUUCAUAGUUUUUCGGACAGAAUGCUUGCCGGCCCUGAGGGAUUGGUCAGGGCUCAAGACUCUCACCCUUCUCUCUUCCUGUGGCGUCCGCUCCACUCAGCCCCUCGCCCUAAAAUGGAGCUGGUUGCGUCAUCAGCCUCAGUGUGACUCGCAGGAGGUGGAGGGUUCAGUUAAAACCCUACACACUAGGGAAACCAUUCCGUUUCCUUCCUGGAUUACAGCUGUGAACAGACCACAGACCUUCCUCUCUCUCUCCAUUCUUACCAUCCAUUCCUCUCUUCACGGAUCCUCCACCCCUCUCUCUCCAUUCUUCCAAUCCUCUCUCCACUCGCUGCUCUCCUUGGUGAUCCCCGAUCCACUCCUCUCUGGUGCUCCACUCCUCUCUGGUGCUCCAUUCCUCCUGUGGUAGGGGCGAUGUGCUCCAUAGGUUUUGUGCGGUCGCUGGGCUUUGCCCUCCUGCCCCUGGCGGUGUGCUGUAUUGUGGCCAACGUUCUGCUGUUCUUCCCCGGAGGAGAGAUCCAAUAUGUCCAACAGGAGAGACUGUCCAGGCUGGUCUGGUUCAUGAUGGGCAUCGGAGGGGGAGGCGCGUUGAUGUUCCUGCCUGCUGGGGUUUUCAUCAGCCUGGGGAAAUGUACAGGCCGCUGUUGGAAUGAAAGCUUCAUGAUGUGUGGGUUAGUCAUGGCAGCGCUAGUUGGGCUGGCCGGGUCGGGGUACUGUUUCGUCAUCUCUGUCAUGGCCAUGUUAGAGGGGCCUCAAUGCAACAACGCUCAAGGAUGGUCCUAUCCCUUCGCCAACCAGGGAGGAAGGUACCUGUUUGAGCAGGAGACGUGGUCUAAGUGUUUUCAUCCCAUCAGCAUCGUGGAGUGGAACGUGACUCUGCUCUCCAUCCUGCUGGGGCUCAGUGGGCUGGAGUUCAUCAUCUGUUUCCUGCAGGUCAUCAACGGACUGGUGACAGCUGUCUGUAGACCCUGCUGCUACAAACAGGACUACACCCUCAACGCCUGAACACACACACACACACAGACAUAGAUGAGAUGCAUGCACGCACAAACGCACGCAUGCACACACACACACAAAUGUGACACACACACACACACAUGUAAAUUAUACAUACACACGCAUGCAUAUAACAUAAGAUCCACGGGCAUACCCAUGAAAUGACAUAUAAGUCACAUGCCAGGAGAGUGUACACUACCAGCUGGGGAACAUUGCUUCCUGGAUACUCGUUGUUAUCUCCUUAUUGGUUUCUAAUCAGGAAGUGUGAUUCAGGAAGUGUGAUUCAGGAAGUGUGAUUCGGGAAGUGUGAUUCACAAGCGAAUGCUGCCUCAUCUCUGUAUGAGGGAGAGAUACCUGUCUGAAUGUUUAGUUCAUUUAUGGUAUUCAUUUCAAAGCACUGUAUUAGAAACACGCCGGAUGAAAGUUUGUAUUAUAUAGACCGUAACUGCAGCCUUUUUUAUGUUUUGUAUUUUUUAUGUUAUGUCUUAACCCACUGGGCACAGACGUCAGUUCAACGUCUAGUUUUGAUUUAUAUUUGGUUGAGUUGUCAACUAACGUGAAUUUUACGUGAAAUCAA
Coregonus clupeaformis (lake whitefish) is the source of this 1600-nucleotide messenger RNA. It is a transcript of the gene tm4sf1, whose product is annotated as transmembrane 4 L six family member 18. Gene Ontology annotation, cellular component: membrane. The record is from RefSeq and is a predicted model, not a curated record. Bases 442 to 1032 code for a protein of 196 amino acids. The transcript has 4 exons. NCBI's taxonomy places the organism in Eukaryota, Metazoa, Chordata, Actinopteri, Salmoniformes, Salmonidae.